This is a messenger RNA of Hypoxylon fragiforme, 1347 nucleotides long. Its product is annotated as inhibitor of growth proteins N-terminal histone-binding-domain-containing protein. The coding region runs from base 1 to 1347 and encodes 448 amino acids. The transcript has 2 exons. NCBI's taxonomy places the organism in Eukaryota, Fungi, Ascomycota, Sordariomycetes, Xylariales, Hypoxylaceae. Gene Ontology annotation, biological process: regulation of DNA-templated transcription. Gene Ontology annotation, cellular component: Rpd3L complex; Rpd3L-Expanded complex; nucleus. The record is from RefSeq and is a predicted model, not a curated record.
AUGGCACCCUCAGUAGAGGCGCAAGAUCCAGCAGCUAUCCUCGAAGACUUCAUUCACCGCACCGCCAAUCUGCCCGAAGAGAUUCGUUUCCUCCAGGACGAGAUCGCCGAUAAAGAUCGCACAUUUCAGGAAUGUGUUAAGACGAUUGAGGAGUGUGAUGCUAAGAUACAGCGCUACAUUCGUACACAUGGUAGCCACGCCCCCAACUCGCGCGAGCAAUCCCUACGCGACACUAUCCGCGAGAACUAUACACGAGCCGACAAGUUAGCCGACGAGAAAAUUGCCCUGGCGCAGAAGGCACAGAGUCUCUUUGACAAGCACCUCCGACAUCUCGAUCUCCAGAUCAAACAACUAAGCGACCGAGGCGAGCCCGGCUUCACUGACCCCGACGAGAUUCCUUCCGUAGUCCGACCUAGCGCCGCGAACAACAGCAACACCAGCCUUCGUGUGCUAGGCGUCUCCUCCACGUCUCACAACACGCCGCUCAACCCCAUUUCUAGUAACACAACCCCAGCAGGCUCGAGACCCGCCAACCCCCAGAUCCGAACCACGCAGUCGCAAACACACAUCUCUAGCUCUGCACCCGCCUCCCCCACUGCGAGUAUCAUCUUGAAUAACCGCAACCAGCGCGAGUCCUCUGCUGGACCUGCUCCUAAGAGGGGACCACGGGUAAAUUCCAGCUUAGGUUCACUCCCAGUAGCAUCGAGCGGGCUAGCUCGACAUUCUUCUCUUGGACCCGGCACACCGAAGGCGGGGACACCGGGGGCGAGUGGGCGAGCAGGUAGUGCAGGUCCCCGAGGUACAUCGAAGGCGACGAGUGCAGGUGUGGGACGGAAGGGAACACCAUCCGGGGGCGUCGGUCGCAAGAAACCCCCGAACUCGAAAUCUACUCUUUCGCGCGUCAAACGCGCUGGUAUGUCGAAAGGCUCUCCCGCAUCUACCGCCGAUAGUGAGCUUUCAGACGCAGAGUCCGUGCGAUCAUCGCGCGCUGGGUCGCGCGCCGGCAGUGGUACCCCGGUGCCGCGGCCUCAUCACAAUAGUAAUCACAGUCACAGUCACAGUCACAGCCACCAUCACAAACGCGCACGACCCAGCCGAGACAUGGACGGAGACGAGGAAAUGGCGGAUCGGGGCGGAUCAGGAACAGGGUCCGACGACGAGGAGGACGAGGAAGGCAAGAAGUAUUGUCUGUGCCAGCACGUGUCGUAUGGCGACAUGGUGGCCUGCGAUAACCCCGCCUGCCCGUACGAGUGGUUCCACUGGUCCUGCGUCGGUCUCAAGUCAGAGCCAGAGGGCCGCUGGUACUGUCCCUCGUGCACGGAGAACAUGAAGAAGAAGGGAAAGUAA